This is a messenger RNA of Megalobrama amblycephala (Wuchang bream), 3483 nucleotides long. RefSeq names its product serine/threonine-protein phosphatase 2B catalytic subunit alpha isoform. Gene Ontology annotation, cellular component: calcineurin complex; cytoplasm; cytosol. Gene Ontology annotation, molecular function: calmodulin-dependent protein phosphatase activity; calmodulin binding. The transcript has 16 exons. The record is from RefSeq and is a predicted model, not a curated record. The coding region runs from base 225 to 1829 and encodes 534 amino acids. Gene Ontology annotation, biological process: calcineurin-NFAT signaling cascade. Lineage: Eukaryota; Metazoa; Chordata; Actinopteri; Cypriniformes; Xenocyprididae.
UGUGUUCGCUGAGAACUUGAUACAGUGUUGCAGUAAAUCAGACAGAGCUACAGUAACAGCGUUGAAAUUUGUCACCCUGUUGCAAGUAUUUUUGGCCAGUGAUACAAGCGAUCGAUAUCACUGCCGUCUCCCGUUUGGGGAAGAGUUGAGUUGUUGAGCAAGGAAGUACAUCGGAUCGUUUUCAAAAACAGUUUCAGAGAGAAUCGACACAUAUUUGACUGGAAAUGUCUGAAAACAAACCGAAUGAUGAUCCGAAGUUAUCCACGACGGACAGAGUGGUUAAAUCUGUCCCGUUUCCUCCAAGCCACCGACUGACUGUGAAGGAGGUGUUUGACAGUGAGGGCAAACCCAAAGUAGAUGUCCUGAAGGCUCACCUCACCAAAGAGGGGCGCGUGGAGGAGAGUGUGGCACUGCGAUUAAUUGGCGAGGGAGCUGCAAUCCUCCGUUCUGAGAAGAACCUCCUGGACAUAGAGGCCCCAGUGACAGUUUGUGGAGACAUUCAUGGGCAGUUCUUUGACUUGAUGAAGCUCUUUGAAGUAGGAGGGUCUCCAGCCAGCACACGAUACCUUUUCCUGGGUGAUUAUGUGGACAGAGGAUAUUUCAGUAUUGAAUGUGUGCUGUACCUAUGGGCCUUAAAAAUACUUUACCCCAAAACACUGUUUUUGCUGCGUGGGAACCACGAAUGUAGACAUUUAACUGAGUAUUUCACUUUUAAACAGGAAUGUAGAAUUAAGUAUUCGGAGCGGGUGUAUGAUGCGUGUAUGGAUGCUUUUGACUGUCUUCCCCUGGCAGCGCUCAUGAACCAGCAAUUCCUGUGUGUGCACGGAGGACUGUCCCCUGAAAUCACAAACCUUGAUGACAUCAGGAAAUUAGACAGAUUCAAAGAGCCUCCCGCAUACGGACCAAUGUGUGACCUGCUUUGGUCGGACCCGCUAGAGGACUUUGGCAACGAGAAGACCCAGGAACAUUUCACACACAACACAGUGAGAGGCUGCUCCUAUUUCUACAGUUAUCCUGCUGUGUGUGACUUUCUACAACACAACAACUUAUUAUCUAUCAUCCGAGCCCAUGAAGCACAGGAUGCUGGUUAUCGCAUGUACAGAAAGAGUCAAACUACGGGCUUCCCCUCUCUCAUCACUAUCUUCUCAGCUCCCAACUACUUAGAUGUCUACAAUAACAAAGCUGCUGUGCUGAAAUAUGAGAAUAAUGUCAUGAACAUUCGACAGUUUAACUGUUCUCCUCAUCCUUACUGGCUGCCUAACUUCAUGGAUGUCUUCACUUGGUCUUUGCCCUUCGUUGGGGAGAAAGUGACUGAGAUGCUGGUAAAUGUCUUGAGCAUCUGCUCCAAUGAUGAGCUGACCACUGAUGAAGAGAUAGAUGGACAGCUAAUAUAUGGGCCAAAGAAAGGUGCCACAGCUUCUGCGCGCAAGGAGGUAAUCCGAAACAAGAUCCGUGCCAUUGGAAAGAUGGCUCGAGUUUUCUCGGUUCUUCGAGAAGAGAGUGAGAGCGUUCUGACACUGAAAGGUCUCACUCCAACUGGCAUGCUGCCCAGUGGCGUUCUAUCUGGAGGCAAAGAGAAACUCCAGAAUGAAACCGCAGCUACUAUUGAGGCUAUAGAGGCAGAUAAAGCAAUCAAAGGUUUCUCACCUCAGCACAAGAUCAGCAGCUUCGAGGAGGCCAAAGGGCUGGACCGCAUCAAUGAACGAAUGCCACCCCGCCGAGACGCCAUGCCCUGUGACGCCAGCCUCAACUCUCUCAAUAAGGCUUUGUCGUCCGAAACCAACGGCACUGAGGGCAAGGCCAGCAGUGGCAGCGGCAAUAUCCAGUGAUCCUGCAUCGUUCCCACACGGUCGCCGCAGCGAUUAAGCCCCUCCCUAUCUUUUUCCAUGCCAUAUUUGAUGGAGGGAAAGAAAGGAUUUGGAGUGUAGAGGAAAGUUGGAGUUAGAGGAAAGGAAAAAGGAAGAAGGACAAGAGAGAUAAAGGAGAGAGGAGGUGAGGGGGAGAGCAGCAUUUCAAACAUAAUUCAGAGUGACACUCUUUGGAUAUGCCUUUAAUUUUGUUCUUUUCUCUUUUUUUUGGGGGGGGGGGCAUAAAAAAAGUUGUUGUGGGAGGGAGGAUUAUCUGGGUUUCGGCAUAAAGAAUUACAGCAGGCGUCUGAGAGAUCUUAUGUGAAAAGGCCUUUACUUACUGGAUAUAAGAUUUUUGUUUGUUUCUCUUUUUGUGUGUGUAACUUCUUACUAAAUAUUGUACGUUUACAAAAAUACAGCACUAAAAAUGGACAGAACGUAAAAAAAAAAGUUUUUAACAUAAAAAGGGUGUACAAACUAAGUAAGGAUUAUUUAUUGAUACCUUUUUUGCUACUCUUAUAAACUAGCUCUAUAGUAAAUUAGGCAGUCUUAAAAGAAUGUUGCAACAUUGUUAUAAUGCCAAAAAUGGAACGUUUUAUGGUUUUGUACAGAUUAUGCUUACCUCAGGUUUCUUUGGUGUGUGCUUGGAUCCUACUUUCUGUGUAAUUGCAAGCUAGCUUGCUGAAUAUGGAUUUUCUUGGAGUUAAAAACUGGAAUUUACAUUUAUUAUUUGCAUAUAUGUCUUUGUUUUCAUUUGGGUGGGCUGGGGGUAGACUUAUUGUGGCUCGCUGGAAGUUCUGUGAUUUUUUUUUUUUUUUUUUUUUUUUUUUUUUUUUUUUUUUUCUCCCCUGCUUUUCAAACAUUGAGAUCAAACAAAAAAAUAUAUAUAAAGCACCUAUGUUCUGUAAAAAAAAAAAUUAAAAAGGAAGAAAAAAGAAAGAAUGAUAAGGAAAGUAAGAAAGAAAAAGGUGAUUAAUAGAAAGCAUCUGCCUAUGCAUGUUUUAUAAGACUUAACUAAGAAUAUUGAAUUACCUUGGCUGCCAAGGCCUGUUUUUACCUGUAGUGACCUUAGUGGACAAGUCCUGGAAAUGUACCGCCAUUCUUAGCUAUAACACUUGGAAAAGCUUCAGGCCUUUAACUUGUUUUGUAAUCAAAGCAUCUACUAUUAAUAUGGAUGAGGAAUCAUGGUUUUAAACAAACGCUUGCAUGUAGACCAGUAGUCUGAAUUAGCAUGUUUAGGUGUUCACGUGCUAUGUGAAAUUCAAUGCAUGAUAGCUGUUAGGUUUAGACUUUUUUCUUUUCUUUCUUUUUUCUUUUUUCUUUUUUUUUACUUUUUCUUUUUUUUUCGUAAAGUUGCCACAGACAAAAGUGUAAUUUGCAUAUUAUUAUUAUAAUUAAUUCUGCUUUGUAUAUCAGUUUAUUAUUGCUAAAUACUUUACAAAAAACAAACUCCAUCAAUGUGUUUUUUUUGUUUGUUUUUUUUUAACAAAUGCUUAAGUGCCCAAGUAAUUCACUACACAAAAUGAAGCCUUGCUUUUAUAAUUUAACUUUCAAACUGUUGGCAGAUGACGCAUGCACUCGCAACUAUGAAAAGGUAUUUUAUAUUACUGUUCAAUAAAAUUGUGCAUGAAAUUCA